AUGCCGCGGCCGCGCCCGCCGCCCGCGCUGCCGCUGCCGCCGCCGGUGCCGGUGCCGGUGCCGGUGCUGGUGCUGCUGCUGGUGGCGGCGCGCGGGGCCGCAGCGCAAGAAACAGAGCUGUCUGUCACUGCUGAGUUGGUGCCUACCUCACCCUGGAACAUUUCAAGCGAACUGGACAAAGGUUCUUACCUGACCCUUGAUGAGCCAAUGAACAACAUCACCACAUCCCUGGGCCAGACAGCUGAACUGCACUGUAAAGUGUCCGGGAAUCCACCUCCCACCAUCCGCUGGUUCAAAAAUGAUGCACCUGUGGUCCAAGAGCCCCGCAGGAUCUCCUUCCGAGCAACAAGCUAUGGCUCUCGAUUGCGGAUUAGGAACCUCGACACCACAGACACGGGCUACUUCCAGUGCGUGGCAACCAAUGGCAAGAAAGUGGUUUCCACCACUGGGGUCCUGUUUGUCAAGUUUGGGCCUCCUCCCACUGCAAGCCCAGGAUCCUCUGAUGAGUAUGAAGAAGAUGGAUUCUGUCAGCCCUACAGAGGAAUCGCAUGUGCACGGUUUAUUGGCAACCGCACUGUCUAUAUGGAGUCUUUGCACAUGCAGGGGGAAAUAGAAAAUCAGAUCACAGCUGCCUUCACCAUGAUUGGCACCUCCAGUCACUUAUCUGAUAAGUGCUCUCAGUUUGCCAUUCCUUCCCUGUGCCACUAUGCCUUCCCGUACUGUGACGAAACCUCAUCUGUACCAAAACCCCGUGACUUGUGUCGUGAUGAAUGUGAAAUCCUGGAAAACGUCCUGUGUCAAACAGAGUACAUUUUUGCAAGAUCAAAUCCCAUGAUUUUAAUGAGGCUGAAGUUGCCAAACUGUGAAGAUCUUCCACAGCCAGAGAGCCCGGAGGCUGCAAACUGCAUCCGGAUUGGAAUCCCCAUGGCAGAUCCUAUCAACAAAAAUCACAAGUGCUAUAAUAGCACAGGUGUGGAUUAUCGUGGAACCGUGAGUGUGACUAAGUCUGGGCGCCAAUGCCAGCCAUGGAACUCCCAGUACCCCCAUACCCACAGCUUCACUGCCCUGCGCUUCCCGGAGCUCAGCGGAGGCCACUCCUACUGCCGCAACCCCGGCAACCAGAAGGAUGCUCCCUGGUGCUUUACCUUGGAUGAGAACUUCAAGUCUGACCUGUGUGAUAUCCCAGCGUGUGAUUCAAAGGAUUCCAAAGAGAAGAAUAAAAUGGAAAUCCUGUACAUUCUUGUGCCAAGUGUGGCCAUUCCCCUGGCAAUCGCCCUCCUGUUCUUCUUCAUCUGUGUCUGCCGCAAUAACCAGAAGUCAUCAUCACCUCCAGUUCAGAGGCAACCAAAACCUGUCAGGGGCCAAAACGUAGAGAUGUCCAUGCUGAAUGCAUACAAACCAAAGAGCAAGGCUAAAGAGCUGCCUCUUUCUGCUGUACGUUUUAUGGAAGAACUGGGUGAAUGUACCUUUGGAAAAAUAUACAAGGGCCAUCUGUACCUCCCUGGCAUGGACCACGCCCAGCUAGUUGCGAUCAAGACCUUGAAAGACUGUAACAACCCCCAGCAGUGGGCAGAAUUUCAACAAGAAGCCUCGCUGAUGGCUGAACUGCACCACCCCAAUAUCGUCUGCCUCCUGGGUGCUGUCACGCAGGAGCAGCCUGUGUGUAUGCUUUUUGAGUACAUGAAUCAGGGGGAUCUCCAUGAGUUCCUCAUCAUGCGAUCCCCACAUUCAGACGUUGGCUGUAGCAGCGAUGAAGAUGGGACUGUGAAAUCCAGCCUGGAUCACGGAGACUUCCUGCACAUCGCAGUCCAGAUCGCAGCGGGCAUGGAAUACCUGUCGAGUCACUUCUUCGUGCACAAAGACCUGGCAGCUCGCAAUAUUUUAAUUGGAGAGCAGCUUCAUGUGAAGAUUUCAGACCUGGGGCUUUCCAGAGAGGUUUACUCGGCCGAUUACUACAGGGUGCAGAGCAAGUCCUCCCUACCUAUUCGCUGGAUGCCCCCUGAAGCCAUCAUGUAUGGCAAAUUCUCUUCCGAUUCCGACAUCUGGUCCUUCGGGGUAGUGUUGUGGGAGAUUUUCAGCUUCGGACUGCAGCCGUACUACGGCUUCAGUAACCAGGAAGUGAUCGAGAUGGUACGCAAACGCCAGCUCCUGCCGUGCUCCGAGGACUGCCCGCCCAGGAUGUACAGCCUCAUGACAGAGUGCUGGAACGAGAUCCCGUCCCGGAGGCCUCGCUUCAAGGACAUCCACGUCCGCCUUCGCUCCUGGGAGGGUCUGUCCAGCCACACCAGCUCCACGACGCCCUCCGGGGGAAACGCCACCACGCAGACCACCUCCCUCAGUGCCAGCCCCGUGAGCAAUCUCAGCAACCCCCGCUUUCCCAACUACAUGUUCCCGAGCCAGGGCAUCACCCCGCAGGGCCAGAUCGCUGGCUUCAUUGGCCCACCAAUACCUCAGAACCAGCGCUUCAUCCCCAUCAACGGAUACCCGAUACCUCCUGGCUAUGCCGCCUUUCCGGCCGCCCACUACCCGCCCGCCGGCCCUCCCCGGGUGAUGCAGCACUGCCCGCCUCCCAAGAGCCGGUCCCCAAGCAGUGCCAGCGGCUCCACCAGCACGGGCCACGUGACCAGCUUGCCCUCUUCAGGAUCCAAUCAGGAAGCAAAUAUUCCUUUACUGCCGCACAUGUCAAUUCCAAAUCACCCCAGUGGAAUGGGCAUCACGGUUUUUGGCAACAAAUCUCAAAAACCCUACAAAAUAGACUCGAAGCAACCAUCUUUGCUUGGAGACUCCAAUAUUCAUGGGCACACUGAAUCUAUGAUUUCUGCAGAACUAUAAAAUGUGUGACUUCUGUAAAUAAGGUAUACAGGACAAACUAGAAAGUGAUAGAAAAGAUUUAUAUUCAAAUGUUUUUUUAUUAUUAUUAAAGUAAGGCUCUCAUUUAGUAGACAUUGCAACAAGUAUCUGCUGUGAAGUUUAACUGUGUCUUAACUGGACAGACACUAGCCAGGAAGGGGGGUGAAAAGAAAAAAAAAAAAAAAACCCUUGUGGGAUUUACACUCUGUCAAG
Messenger RNA from Jaculus jaculus (lesser Egyptian jerboa), 3063 nucleotides. It is a transcript of the gene Ror1, whose product is annotated as receptor tyrosine kinase like orphan receptor 1. The coding region runs from base 1 to 2832 and encodes 943 amino acids. The transcript has 9 exons. Gene Ontology annotation, cellular component: signaling receptor complex. NCBI's taxonomy places the organism in Eukaryota, Metazoa, Chordata, Mammalia, Rodentia, Dipodidae. The record is from RefSeq and is a predicted model, not a curated record. Gene Ontology annotation, biological process: cell surface receptor protein tyrosine kinase signaling pathway; multicellular organism development; protein phosphorylation. Gene Ontology annotation, molecular function: protein binding; protein kinase activity; ATP binding.